AGAAAACCUAAAACCCAGUGUGACAGCAUUCGAGCGCAAGGGUUUAGAGUUUAGAGUUUAGAGUUUAGAAAGAGAAGUUUUGACAAAAAGCAAAUGUGAUUGAUUGUGAUAAGCGAAAUGAAUAGUUCAGUGCGUGGAGUGUUAAUGUUGAGAAGGGAUUCCUCUGUUUUGAAUCUCAUUGUUCGGUACUACGCCGCUCGCAAAUCCAAAUCCGUCUUCCCUCGGCCACCGGAAAUCCCCUUUCAGCCAAAGCUCUCUAACGCCGUCAACCUCAUCGGUCAGGUCCACUCCCCCAUUCAGUUCCAGACCUCUCACGACGGAAACCACGUUUGGGCUGCCACCGUUAUCACGCGCCAACACUCCCCUCUUUCGCCCUACCUCCAGAUUCCAGUUAUAUUCGAGGGUGAUUUGGCUCACACCGCCGUCGCCCAUCUCAAGCUUAAUGAUUUCAUCCACAUCGCCGGUCAUCUCACCGCCGAUCCACCGAACUUGCAACAUCCAACUCCGCCGCAAAUUAGUUUUCAGGUUAUGGUGCAAACCCUCAACUUUGUCCAAGGAAUUCCCCAACUCGACAAUGCAACACCCGCAAUUUCAAACAAGAAAACAUUUCCUUUCCCGGAAAGUGAGGAACACAAGGUCAACCCAUUGAGGAAGCAUGUCCAUGCCAAGAAAAAUGAGGAGCUUGACAUAGACAAAUCUUGGAAAGAUCUUCUUGAUAACCCCAUUGAAUGGUGGGAUCUUCGUUCUGCAAAGGAGAAUUCAGAAGGUGCAGCUUUUGAAAGAAAGACAGAUGGUGAAUUACUCUUUAUCAAUACCUCAACUCCCAAAUGGCUUAAAGAGAAAUUAGAGUCAAUGGCAUUUGAUUUGAAACCUGAACCAAAACACUCAAUAUCCAAUGCAAAGAAAAACCCAAGCACUUUGACGAGUUCUUGGACAGACCUUCUAGAUAAUCCGACGCAGUGGAGUGACUUCCGUGACAAAAAACUCAAAGGAUUGGUAAAUCCAAAGUAUCCUGAUUUCAAGCGCAAGGAUGGCAGUGUUUCUCUCUGGCUUAACAAUGCUACAACAUGGGUUUUACCUAAAUUGGAAGGACUUGAAUUUGGUUCACCGGUUGCUAAAUCCAAUAAAGCAAAGGACUUUAAAGGUGGUGAUGAGUCCUGGAAUGAUUUGGUGCAAAAUCUGUCUAAAUGGUGGGAUAAUAGAUUAGAUAAGAGGAAUGAAAAAGCUCCUGAUUUCAAGCACAAAGAAACUGGUAAAGCGCUGUGGCUUGAUAAUUCACCAAGUUGGGUAUCAUCAAAGUUGCCACCCGUGAAGCCUAAACAAAGACUUGAAUUUGAUUCACCGGUUGCUAAAUCCAAUAAAGCAAAGGACUUUAAAGGUGGUGAUGAGUCCUGGAAUGAUUUGGUGCAAAAUCCGUCUAAAUGGUGGGAUAAUAGAUUAGAUAAGAGGAAUGAAAAAGCUCCUGAUUUCAAGCACAAGGAAACUGGUAAAGUGCUGUGGCUUAAUAAUUCACCAAGUUGGGUAUUAUCAAAGUUGCCACCCGUGAAGCCUAAACAAAGUGUGGAAACUGGCAGGAAACAGACACUGGUUUCAUAAUCAAUAGAAAGAGAAGUGGAGAAUGGAGUCAUUUACCAACCUGGAUAUAUCUUC
Cajanus cajan (pigeon pea) is the source of this 1650-nucleotide messenger RNA. Its product is annotated as protein OSB2, chloroplastic. The record is from RefSeq and is a predicted model, not a curated record. Lineage: Eukaryota; Viridiplantae; Streptophyta; Magnoliopsida; Fabales; Fabaceae. Gene Ontology annotation, biological process: positive regulation of helicase activity; mitochondrial DNA replication. Gene Ontology annotation, molecular function: single-stranded DNA binding. Gene Ontology annotation, cellular component: mitochondrial nucleoid.